AAUGCCGAGGUAGAGGUUUUUUGAGCCAGCCAUCAUUGUAAACGAAGUCUCUCCCAGCUUUUUCCUCACCGCCUCAUCAUGUCUGAGUACCCAAACAAGCCCCCUGGUUACGGAUACGGUUACGGGGCGCCGCCAUCAGGCCAUCCCUAUGGCUCGGCGCCACCCUAUUCCGCCAAUCCAUACGGUGCAGCUCCACCACCACAUGGCCAAGGUAACCCUUAUGCUCCGGCAGCGGCUCCCUAUGCUGCACCCUACGCACCACCUGGUCAGAAACCCCCAAAGGAUAAUUUCCAAACCCAUGGCAGCAGCGGUGGAGGCUACCCGCCGGCGUCGGAGCCUUCGUACCCUAGCCCUUUCGCGACGUUGGUACCGUCGGCGUUCCCUCCUGGCACUGAUCCCAGUGUCAUUGCCUGCUUCCAAAUUGCAGAUCAAGACGGCAGUGGAUUGAUCGACGACAAGGAAUUGCAGAUGGCGCUUUCUUCCUACAGUCAGAGCUUCAGCCUGAGGACUGUCCAUCUUCUCAUGUAUCACUUUACCAACACCAACAUCAGGAAGAUUGGACCAAAAGAAUUCACUUCUUUAUAUUACAAUCUUCAAAACUGGAGGUCCGUCUUUGAGAGAUUUGACAAGGACAGGAGUGCCAAAAUUGAUUCAUCUGAGUUGAGAGAUGCUCUACUGAGCAUGGGGUUUGCUGUGUCACCUGUGGUAUUGGAUUUGCUCGUCUCCAAGUUUGACAAAACUGGUGGAAAAAGCAAGGCUAUCGAAUAUGACAAUUUCAUUGAGUGCUGUCUUACCGUUAAGGGACUAACCGAAAAGUUCAAGGAGAAGGAUACCAAUUACUCUGGUUCUGCAACAUUCAGCUAUGAGUCCUUCAUGCUGACUGUUCUGCCAUUCCUGAUUGCUUAGAGAAUAACGGUUUGCCUUUGUGAUUGCUAGUACCUGGCUUCUUAAAUAUCAUGUACCUUUCCUUGUAAGUAAGCAAGUUCCGAGAUAGUGAUAGGAUCUCAUGCUCUAUAGCAGUUUGCAUGGAGCACUACUUUGUUUUGUAAAAAUUACCUUCUCUAUCAUUUGCUAUCGUUAUCAAAUUGCUAUCAUUAUCAUGAUAAA
This is a messenger RNA of Prosopis cineraria, 1107 nucleotides long. RefSeq names its product calcium-binding protein CBP-like. The record is from RefSeq and is a predicted model, not a curated record. The transcript has 5 exons. The coding region runs from base 79 to 906 and encodes 275 amino acids. Gene Ontology annotation, molecular function: calcium ion binding. Lineage: Eukaryota; Viridiplantae; Streptophyta; Magnoliopsida; Fabales; Fabaceae.